This is a messenger RNA of Aspergillus ibericus CBS 121593, 1997 nucleotides long. Its product is annotated as translation initiation factor eIF-2B subunit family protein. Bases 281 to 1876 code for a protein of 531 amino acids. Lineage: Eukaryota; Fungi; Ascomycota; Eurotiomycetes; Eurotiales; Aspergillaceae. Gene Ontology annotation, molecular function: S-methyl-5-thioribose-1-phosphate isomerase activity. The transcript is spliced from 2 exons. The record is from RefSeq and is a predicted model, not a curated record.
GGCCGAGAGCAGACCAUUGGCCAUGAGUCAGCCCUAUAUCAGCGUCAAUAUCGGUCGUAAGAUGUCGGCCGCGAUGCAGCGAUAGCGUGAUGUGACCAUGACAAAAUCCCCUCAUUUGUCGGCAGUCACCCGAUCGCCUGACACAUUACCACACUUAUAUCUUCGACUCCCUCCAGGCAUCUUGACAAAGGUAGCGGUUGAUCCGCGCAUCUGUUAUUUGCCGACAGACCGACAGACCUGUCUAUAUUCCUAGCACAUCAGUGGCAUAUCCACGGCAAAAAUGUCAACCCAAGAACAACCGCACCAAUCACAGCUCGAGAAGCGCUCUGUCGUCUCCUCAUUUAUUUUCCACUUUCCUAACGGUCCCUGCGAGAAACCGGUGGUCGCGCUGUUUAAACGCAGCGAGAAAGUACGGACGUAUAGUCACCACCUUGCCCCGAUAUCCGGUAGUGUGAGUCGUAGCGACUCCUCCGUGCUGGAAGCCGCCUGGCGCGAACUCUCCGAAGAAACCUCCCUUGAUCAAUCGUCCCUCACUCACUGGCGCACCGGGAAGCCAUUCACCUUUGAAGACCCAGAUGUCAAUCGAGAAUGGACCGUCCAUCCGUUUGCGUUCAAGCUCAAGGAUCCAUCGGAAGGAGGACCGGGGGAAGGCGCUAUAAAGACUGAUUGGGAGCAUGAAGGAUGGGAAUGGUAUGAUCCGUACACAGUACUCAACGACGACACGUUGGAAACGGUCCCACGGUUACAAGACUCGUUGCGACGAGUCUGGUUCGAAGGAAGCUUGGACGAGCGCGCCGGCAAAGCACUCGCGCUUGGGUUGGAGCGUAUCCGUAACGACCAUGAAAGCGGAGCACAAGAGUUGACUGCGAUCGCGUUGAUGGUCUUUCGCGACUUUAUUGUCCACACCGAGGAAGGGAUCAACUGUACAGAAUGGUGGGAAACAACUCGCAUGGCAGCAUGGCACAUCAUUAAGAACGGCCGAGAAAGUAUGGGCGCAGCCACUAUGAAUGCGCUGAUUUCUGUCCUGGAUGAGAUGGAGGAUAUCCUCAAAGACGAGGAGACAAACUCACAGCACAAGUGGGAGCGAGUGCUUUCCAUGCUCGAUCACCAUCUGGCGAGUCGGAAGAGCCGCGCGACGCAGGUGAAGGAUGCGUUUGCCAAUUAUCUCCGAUUCAGAUUUCUGCACCACGGGGAAACAUUGGACAAGCUUACGAUACUGACUGUGUCGGCGAGCUCGACCAUCCGGGAUAGUAUUCUGGAUGCGUAUGCUUCGCUGGAUAUUCGGAAGCUGGAACUUCGGAUUCUGGAGUCACGACCACUGUUCGAAGGGACGAGCAUCGGCUCAUCAUUGCUUUCCAACUACAAGUCGCGGUUCAUCGACACCCCUGACAAAAACUUGAAAGUGAAGUUAUAUACCGAUGCAUCGGCUGCUUUAGCAGCUGCCGACGUGGAUCUAUUACUUCUGGGCGCGGAUCGAAUAUCCGCUACGAAAGGCGUGAGCAACAAGACCGGGUCUCUACCCGCCGUGCUCUGCACCAAGCACGUCAGCCCCAAAGCCCAGAUCGCCGUGCUGAGCGAUCUCGAAAAGAUCAACUGCGCGGGGAGCAUGAUCGACGAUGACCACCACGAAGACAAUGACCCAAUGGAGGUGAUCAGUGCCUGGCGCAAUGAUGGCGUCAAGGCGGUACGGGUGCUCGAAGACGGCAUGAAAGGGGGGUCAUCUACUGUUGAGGUGAAGAACAUUUACUUUGAAUGGGUACCGUUGUAUUUUGUCGAUGCGUUUGUCAGCGAAGAGGGUGUUAUGGAUGAAAGUCGGAUUCGGGAGAAGUCGAUGGAGUUGGGGGAGACGGUGAAUAGAUUUUUCCAUGACUUGUAAUUGACAACCUCUUGUUUUUGUAUUAAUUAGUUGAUAGAAUUGGACAGGAUUGAGGUAUAUACCGUUCACCAGGAAUCGAGCCAGAAGGAGCUAACUGUCAAUCUUCAAACACCAAGUGAUG